This is a messenger RNA of Osmia bicornis bicornis, 594 nucleotides long. RefSeq lists its product as uncharacterized. NCBI's taxonomy places the organism in Eukaryota, Metazoa, Arthropoda, Insecta, Hymenoptera, Megachilidae. The coding region runs from base 173 to 442 and encodes 89 amino acids. The transcript has 3 exons. The record is from RefSeq and is a predicted model, not a curated record.
UGGUACGCGCAACACAAGUAAUUUUCCCUUCUAUCUAUUGCAGGUCAAUAUUCGUACCAUGGUCGUUCUAUUAUAUGUCUGCUAGAGAUAUUUGGAGCCAUUGUGUCAAGUCUGAAGUAGAUAUCUACGUUUUAUUUAAAACUAACAAAAAGUCACUUUAUAAAUAAUAAAAAUGUUUCGACAUAUGCUACGACCGAUCGUUCAAAAUACACGAAUUGGUGCCCGUUCAUAUCAUGUGCCUCAUGAUGUCAGACCUCCACACAUGGAUGAAGUAAUUGUACCAUCAGGUUCAUGGCAAGAAGCAUAUAGUAAAGCUAAUAGAAAAUAUAAUUUGGUAUUAGCACUUGGUAUUACUUCACUACUUGUUACAAUAGCAAUUGGCAGAUGGAAUGGAACACUGUGGCUUAAUUUUGCUCCACCAAAACCAAAGCCAAAAGAAUAAUGUUUUAUUAAGGUACAUAUUUAAACAGAACGCAGUAGCAUCUAAUAAAUAUUGUAUCUGUUCUUUUACAAUUAAAAAUUAUAGUGCAAAUGUUAUACCUGUCAUUGUAAUUAUUUUAUUGUAAAGAAGAAUAUAAAAUUUCUUUAGAAAUA